Messenger RNA from Mugil cephalus (flathead mullet), 3004 nucleotides. RefSeq names its product upstream binding transcription factor, like (gene ubtfl). The record is from RefSeq and is a predicted model, not a curated record. Lineage: Eukaryota; Metazoa; Chordata; Actinopteri; Mugiliformes; Mugilidae. The transcript is spliced from 20 exons. The coding region runs from base 586 to 2709 and encodes 707 amino acids.
CGAUCAAACCUCCCGGUGACCGGCGGAGCUCGAACCGGGCGCGCGGAGGCUCCUCCGCGGGGCCAAGGAGGCUCUUCCACGGGCUGCCUUUCCGCAUGAGGCCGGGGACAGGGACGGAGGUGGACCCGCUGAGACUGCGCGUCCUCCAGGUUCCUCCUGUCGGGGCCCGGAGCAUCAGCAGCCGGUGUCCGGGUCCUGGUCCUGCGUCUCCCCGCCGGGUGGGCGUGUGGAGCGGGGGUCGGGUCUGUGUAAAUAGCCGUAAAUGUCUCUUAUUUUGAUGGGACGGGGCGAGCAGCUCCAGCGGGCUUGGCUGCUGUUUUAGCCGCUGUCUCUGGUUUCAUCCUCCGCCUUUGUCCUCAUGCUUUCCCCCGGAGUUCCUCCCCCUGCGGCGCUGGGCGGAGUUUCAUACCGGACUAGACGCUCCUUUUGUCGGAUUCGUUUGGACCUGACUCCCCGGGGUUUGCGGCCGGAAAAAACACACUUUGAAAGCCCCUAAAGAACUCGAAGGACCGCCGAGGUGUGCGGGAAGACCCCGGGUUUCUGUCUGAACCAGCAGGGGGCGGAGUCUUCUCCUUCACCUGUAGGAUGAACGGAAGCAGCAGCAGCGUCUCCACGGCCCAGAGCUCCAGGAUCAAGACCGAACCAGAUGAGUGGACGAAGGAGGACUGUCUCGUGUUGCUGGAGAGGAUCCGUUGCCUGUUGCCUGAAGCCGACGCCAUGAAGUAUAAAACCACCGAGUCUCACUUCGACUGGGACAAAGUUUGUUUCGGGAGCUUUACCGGAGACAUGUGUCGGCAGAAGUGGCAGAAAGUGUCUUCAGAGGUGAGGAAGUACCGGACAAUGACGGAGUUGAUCGUAGACGCUAUUGAGUUCGUCAAGAACCCGUACAAGGGCAAGAAGCUGAAGACCCACCCAGAUUUCCCUAAGAAGCCUCUGACUCCGUACUUUCGCUUCUUCAUGGAGAAAAGAGCCAAAUACGCUAAAAUCCACCCAGAGAUGAGCAACCUGGACCUGACCAAGAUCCUGUCCAAGAAGUACAAGGAGCUCCCUGACAAGAAGAAGCAAAAGUACAUCACAGAGUUCCAGAGAGAGAAAGAAGAGUUUGAGAAAAACAUGACUCGAUUCAAGGCGGAGCAUCCAGAGCUGAUGGAGGAGAGGAAGAAGUCGGAUCAACCAGAGAAACCAAAGACUCCUCAACAGCUGUGGUACAACCAUGAGAAGAAGACCUACCUGAAGCUCCACCCAGAGGUGAGCCAGAAGGAGCUGAAGGAGGCUCUGAGGAGACAAUGGUCCCAGCUCUCCGACAAGAGGAGACUCAAGUGGAUCAGCAAAGCCCUGGAGCUCCAGAAGGACUACGAGGACAGCAUGAAAGCGUAUCAUGAGGCUCAUCCAGAUGUGAACUCAGAGGACCACGUCCGGUCUGUCCUCACCAAAGCCGAGAGACAACUGAAGGACAAGUUUGAUGGACGGCCGACGAAACCUCCACCUAACGGAUACUCCCUGUACUGCGCCGAGCUGAUGGUCAACAUGAAGGACGUCCCCAGCACAGAGAGGAUGGUUCUCUGCAGCAAACAGUGGAAGAUGAUGACGCAGAAAGAGAAGGACAUGUUUCAGAAACGCUGUGAGCAGAGGAAGAAGCAGUACGACGUGGACCUGCAGAGGUUCCUGGAGAGUCUUCCUGAGGAGGAACGAGACCGAGUCCUGACGGAGGAGAAACUGGGCGGGUCCAAAGUGGGCGUGGCCUCCAGUCCCCACAGAGCCAAGUCUCCAUCAGUGAAGGAGCGUGGACGGGAGGCGGAGCCAGAGGUGUGGGCGGGAGCGGCGAAAGACAAGCGGGACGGAAAGAAGACGGCGAAGCUUCCAGAGACACCGAAGACGGCGGAGGAGAUGUGGCAGCACAGCGUGAUCGGAGACUACCUGGCUAAAUACAGAAGCGACCGCCGCAAGGCUCAGGUUGCCAUGGAGGCGGCCUGGAAGUCCAUGGAGAAGAAGGAGAAGAUCCCCUGGAUCAAGAAGGCGGCAGAGGACCAGAAACGCUAUGAGUCGUCACCUCUGACCUCCGUCCUGCAGAGGGAGCUGUUGGAGAUGAGGACUCCUGCUGCAGGUCAGAGGAAGCCCAAGUUUGACGGCGAACCAAAGAAGCCUCCGGUGAGCGGCUACCAGAUGUUCUCCCAGGAGCUGCUGACCAACGGCGAGUUGAACCACUUCAGCCUGAAGGAGCGGAUGGUUGAGAUCGGGAAGCGUUGGCAGAAACUCAGCCAGAGCCAGAAGGACAAGUACAAGAAGCUGGUGGAGGAGCAGCAGGUGGAGUACAAGGCCGAGCUGGAGGCCUGGCUCAAGUCUCUUUCUCCUCAGGACCGAGUCGUCUACAAAGAGUUCUCCUCCACGAAACGUCGCAGCUCGGCUAAAGUUCGUAGCGCUCCAGCGGCUAAAGUCCGUGUGACGGCGAAGCCCAAGGCCAAGGCCGGAGGGUCCAGGGCGGCGCCACCUGGCGUCGGCGUCGGGAAGAGGCCGAUGGCGUACCGGGCCAAGCAGGACAUGUCCGACUCAGACGAGGAGAAGAGCGACUCAUCGGACUCGGACGAAGACGACGAGACGUCAGGAAGCACAGACAGCGAAGACGAGGACGACGAGAACGACGAUGAUGAAGACGAGGACGAUGAAGACCAGACGUCCUCCGAGGACUCCAGUGACUCGGACUCUGACUAGCUCUGCCCCUUAUUAGAGGCCACGCCUCCUUAUCUGCCAAUCAUCGAGACAGGCCAAUGAGAGGUGUUCUCUCUGGCCUCUCCCACCUACCUUGUGAAGGGGGCGGGGCCUGAUGGAGUGUUUUGUUACCUGUGUGUUUCUGUUUUUUAUCGAGUGUUGGUUUUUAUCCGACUCAUGUUUCAGAUGGGCGGAGUUAUUUUGGGGUGGGGUUUGUACAGGGGCAGGGGUGGAGUCAGUGAGUAGAGGGGCGGAGCCUGCCUGAGAAAAUGAUAACAAAUAAAUGCACUUUUUCUCA